Molecule: messenger RNA, 1074 nt
Organism: Chara braunii
Lineage: Eukaryota; Viridiplantae; Streptophyta; Charophyceae; Charales; Characeae
Source: the annotation of a GenBank genome assembly
GCGAAUGGGCUACCAUCGGGAGGAUCAUGGAGAAGCUGAACAUGAUUUUUGUGGCUUGUCCAAAUUUCCCCUGGCACAUUGAUUUUGAGUGGAUACGGACCACUUUGCAACCGCCAUUCUUUUUUUAGUUUUAUAAAUGAUUGGUCGCCAGAAAACUGGUUUGUACAUACGGUAAAUGAAAUUUGCACAUUGUAUUCAGGUAUGGCAAGCAUGAAGGGGAGUAAAUGGGCAUUUCGACGACAUUUCAUUCGAAAGUUUGUUGCAGAAAAGAAGAAUGUAGCCGUUCAAGUUUUUGGUAGACGGUCGACAAGAAGUUACGUCAGAGAGACUAGUGAGUUGCAUGAGGGUGACCACUUUGCUCACGUCUCGAGGGACGACGUGAGUGAGAGAGAUGCACAUGGUCGAGAUGAGGUUGAAGAGGAAGCACAUCGCGAAGCAGCAGAUAAUGCGAGAGAAGACGUUGAAAUGGGAAUAAGCGAAAAGAGAGAAGAUGUUGGGAUAAAUGUUGAAGGAGAAGUGAAUGAGGAUGAGAAAUUUGACGAAGGAGGAGGAAUAAAGAAAGGGGAUGACGAAGGGAACAAAUAUCAUGAACGAGAAGGGGGAGAUAGAGGGCAAGGUGGUGUCGAAUGGGGAAAAGAUGAUGCAAUGAACGACACGGAGAAAAAGAAAUACCAUCAUGAAGAAAAAGCAGAGGAAGAGAAGGGCGACGAUGAAGACAAAACGAAUGAUGAAGAAAGAGGUGAAGUAGACGUAAGUGAGGAAGCAGAGGAGGAAGAGAAAUGUGGCAAUAAAGAGAAAGCAGGUGAGAAGGCAAAAAGUGACAAUGAAGAGGAGAUGCAUGAUAACGAAAAAGGAUAUACAGCCGAAGGUGAAAAAGAAGAAGGGGUGGAAAAUCAUAAUGAAAAAAAUACGGACGAGGAAGAGAAAAAUGACGACGAAGAGAAAAUGGAUGAGGAUAAAAGAGGAGACGGGCGAAUGUGAAAAAGAAGAAGGGGAGAAUGAAUGGGGUGUUGAAGGAUAUACAGAGGAUGAGGAGGAGAACGAGGAUGAUGAAAAUGAAAACAACGGAGAGAA